CAGUAUAGUUAACUCAUAAUAUUAUCAGCGUUUCAAUUUCAAUUCUCAGAACUGGGAGACGAGCAUGGAGGAACCCUCACGCAUUGCGAACUCCGGUUCCAAUUCAAAACGAUCCUCAAAUUCAAAUCGGAGUAACAAUAGCAACAACAAGAAGAGGAAGACGAGUCAAAAUACCCUAGGCAUGGCCUGGGGUGCCAAUUCUCGCUCUGCUUCUCGUCCCGCCUUCAGUACUUCACCUUUCUCCAAUUUUGGCAGUUACAUGGCCGUCAAGAAUCAGAAGCUUCACGACCAGUUUGAGGCGGAGGCAUCAAGCACUUCUAUCAGUGGUCCAAAUUCUUCAAAACCUAUAUUUCAGGGCGUAUCCAUUUUUGUUGAUGGAUACACGGUUCCUUCCAGUCAGGAGCUUCGAGGAUACAUGUUGAAGCAUGGAGGCCAUUUUGAAAAUUAUUUUUCUAGACGUCGUGUUACUCAUAUAAUCUGUAGUAAUCUUCCUGACAGUAAGGUUAAGAAUUUAAGGUCCUUCAGCAGGGGACUUCCAGUAGUCAAACCAACAUGGGUGUUGGACUCUGUCGCUGCAAAUAAGCUUCUGAAUUGGGUUCCUUAUCAGCUUGAUCAGCUUGCAAGUGAAGUUAAUAACCAGCCUAAGCUAUCUGCUUUCUUCACAAAAAACAUUGCUAUUUAUGAUGAUACGACAACAUGUUCAACUGUCCAAGCCAUAUCUAGAGUUGGGAGCCCAUUCUCAUAUUCGGGACCAUUUGAAGAUCCCAUGUCAAUUGAAGAGUGGCAAUCUGCAGAAGAUUUGGAGCUUUGUGCUGUACAAUCUAAAGAUCUAGUGCAAACAGACUACAAUGAAGAUAGAGUUGAAGAGUCAAGUUGCAGCAUAGAAAGGCCAGAACUGAGUGAUGCUGCAAGUGGAGAUGGAAGCCAAGCUCCAUUUUCAGAACCUUCCAGUCCUCAUAACAAUGCAUCAGUUUGUAGCGAAUGGAUGAGUGAUCCUGUUAACGUGGGCUCAUCAAAUUUAAAGAUUCCUAGGUCUCCUAAUCAGCAACAUUCAACUCUAAAUGAUGCUAAUUUUGUGGAAAAUUACUUUAAGCAUUCGAGGUUGCAUUUCAUUGGCACCUGGAGAAACCGGUAUCGUAAACGAUUUCCUAGUUCCCCUGGUGGGUUUAGAUGCACAAGUUCAGGCCCUAGUUCUUCAGCAACAGCAAAUAAGACAAUGAUUAUUCAUGUGGAUAUGGAUUGCUUUUUUGUGUCUGUGGUCAUUAGGAAUCGCCCCGAGUUGAAGGAUAAACCUGUUGCCAUUUGCCAUUCAGAUAAUCCACGGGGAACAGCUGAAAUAUCUUCAGCGAAUUAUCCUGCUCGGGGUUAUGGAGUUAAGGCCGGAAUGUUUGUCAGAGAUGCCAAGUCAUGUUGCCCUCACCUAGUCAUUCUUUCUUAUGACUUCGAGGCUUAUGAGGAGGUUGCUGAUCGCUUUUAUAACAUAUUGCACAAGUACUGCAACAAAGUGCAGGCCGUAAGUUGUGACGAAGCAUUUCUAGAUGCCACUGAUUCCGGAGUAGAGGACAUUCAAAUUUUUGUCUCAGUGAUCAGAGAGGAGAUUCUUGAUGCGACAGGCUGUACUGCUAGUGCUGGUAUUGCUGGGAAUAUGCUUAUGGCGCGUCUUGCUACUAGGAUUGCAAAACCAGAUGGGCAGUGUUACAUCCCUGCUGAGAAGGUGGAGGAGCACCUGCGUGAACUUCCAGUAAAAGCACUUCCUGGAAUCGGUCACGUGUUGGAAGAGAAGUUGAACAGGAGACAAAUCACAACUUGUGGGCAGCUGCGUAUGAUUUCCAAGGAAACUCUCCAGAAGGACUUUGGUUCUAAAAUUGGCAGUAUGCUAUGGAACUAUAGUAGAGGGAUAGAUGACCGGUUGGUUGGCAUGAUACAGGAAAGCAAAUCCAUAGGUGCAGAUGUUAACUGGGGCGUGAGGUUCAAGGAUCAGAAAGAUGUACAACGUUUUCUGUUAAACCUUUGCAAGGAGGUUUCAUUACGUUUGCAGGGGUGUGGAGUGAUAGGGAGGAAGUUUACCUUAAAGAUAAAGAAAAGAAAGGGCGAUGCAGGGGAGCCAGUAAAGUAUUUGGGCUGUGGUGUUUGUGAUAACUUGAGCCAUUCUGUCACGGUGCCACUGGCUACAGAUAGUGUUGAUGUGCUUGAGAGAAUCGUUUCACAGCUUUUUACGACUUCACACGUGGAUGUGGAGGACAUACGAGGCAUGGGAUUGCAGGUCUCAAAGCUUGAAACUGCAGAUAGUUCCAAGCAAGGCAAAGAGAGAUGCUCCAUCAGAUCUUGGCUCACUGCUCCCUCUGCUAAGACCAAUAACCAAAACAGAAGAAGUAGUCAUGAGAAAGGUGCUGAUGCAGCUAACAGUAAAGACAGUGUUGAUGAACGCCAGGCUCAGUUGCAGGGUGAUUCUAGUACACCUUUCAUUGAAAUGACUGCAGCGUCGCCCUCUGGUACUGCUGGAACUCUGCCUCCUAUGAACGAGCUUGAUAUAGGAGUUAUAGAGUCUCUUCCUCCUGAGGUCUAUUCAGAAAUUAACGACAUGUAUAAUGGAAAAUUGGCUCAUUUUAUUAAUGAAAAGAGACGCAAAGGAAAAGAAAACAUAUCUUCUGUUUGCCCUGCUGCACCUGAUGAAGCUUUUGCUGCUCAUGAGCAUCAGUAUAAUGAAGAGGAAAUCCAAGUGGUCUCUCAUCCUAAUAAGCUUUUUGCUGAUAUGAAAAGUGAGACACUGUCUGAUGCUACUGUACCAAAUAUGGACGUGGUUAUUGAUGCUCCUGUCUCGGGAGGCAUCAGUCUAAUGCCCUCUUCUCUAAGUCAAGUAGACACCUCGGUUUUUCAAGAAUUGCCUGAGGAGUUAAGGACAGAUAUACUUGAACUCCUCCCUGCACACAGGAACACUGAAUCUUCACUGGAUGCUUCCUUGGUCUGUGCUAAUAAUCAGAACUGUAGUCCUUCUAUUUCAAGCAUUGACUUGUGGGUUGGAAAUCCACCUGAAUGGAUUGACAUAUUCAAAGCCACCAAUUGUCAGAUUUUGUGCGAUUUGGCAGAGAUGUAUCAAAGAGCAGGGGCAAAGAAACAGUUAUCUUCUGUAUUGCAGAGGACUAUGUCUAAGAUUUACAUUCUACCUGAUGUCGGCACUGAUGGAUGGGAUGAGGCUGUUAGUUGCUUAUGCGAGCUUAUCAAGCAGUAUCUAAGAUUAAAAAUUUCAACUGAUAUUGAAGAGGUUUACAUAUGUUCUUGUCUUUUAAGAAGGUUAACUGCAAGGUCAAAAGUUUUCAUAGAAGUUUACAACAACUUGCUUCCACAUUUUCAGGCAUCGGUUAGUGAGAACUAUGGUGGCAGCUUUUACAUUGCUUCUGUGACGGAAUGAUGCGUGGCAUGCCUUCUUUGCCAAGAAAAGUGUCAGGUGCUCUAUGCCUACAAGUCCGCAUUCUGCCUGCUCACUUGUUCUACUUGUAAAUUGUGUAUCGAUGCAAAGGACCUCUUGUACAAGAACUCACACCUGGUUUAACAGAAGAUCUUAUGAACUUCUGAUAGUACCACAUGAUGUUAGAAGAGUCCUUGUUAUCUCUGACUUCCAGUCUCCCAUGAUAGUGCCUUUGGUUAUGCAUGUGAGUGCUUCUUUAUUCUACACUAGCAAUCUUCUUUGAAUUUCCUGGAACUAGUUUCUUAAAGAGCAUUUACUAAAAAUGUGAAAAAACUAUAUUAUCAAUCUUGCUUUUGAUUCCUUGGCAAAUUUAUUGAAUAUGUAAGUUCUCCUUAUUCUUGAUUUCUCUUCUUCCUCUCUGCUCAUGUGUCUUAUAAGUACCUAGAUCUGUUCUUCAUUUUAGGAUAUACUUCCUGAUCUGAAGCUGUUAAGUACUGCUUUUGUUUUGUUGAAGAUUUUGUAACCUUCAAGUGGUCAUUGUAAACCAAGUAGGUGAUAGAGGGUAUUUUUAAUCCACAUUCCAUUUGUGAUUUUUUGCAUCUUCUUUUUAUUUUCAUAUGUUACUUGUAGUUCUCACAUCUUUCACUUAUUUCCUCUUUAAGUUGAAAUCAUAAUCAUAUAGUGUGGGGGAUCAGGUUAAAGUGAUAGAGCUUGAGACAUCAUGUUAUUCAUGGUGGCUACUUAUGUGUUCUGGGAGUGUUAUUUCCAAUUUGUUUUCCCUUUUGCUUGAAGUCAAGUGGGGCUUCAUCUUUGGAUGAAUAAUGUUAGGUGAUAUGAAGUCAUGAACUGCUUGAAUCAGUUUAAACAAUCUAUUCAUUUUUUUCUUAGGCUUACGUUCUGGAGGUCCUGCUGAUAAUAUCUUAGAUGAUCAUUCAACUAUGGACUCAGCCACUCAACUUUGAUUUCUAAUUCAAAAGCCACUAAACUAUGAGUUUUUACUUACAAAGUUACUCAACCUAUUUAAUUGAGUUUUAAAUUAAAAUUUGCUGACAUGAAAUACUUAUUUCCAAUCAAAAUUUUAAAAAAUAAAAAAAUGUCCAUCUAAACCAUUUAAUGACCCACCCACUUAACCCGACCCACUAAAAAGGUGAUCGGGAUCAUUGAAAUUAUCAUCCUCUACCACUGUAAACAUACUGUAGAAAUAAAAUCAUAAAAGAAACAACAUUCAAGGGUUUUAGUAAAUUCUAACUA
This is a messenger RNA of Solanum pennellii, 4657 nucleotides long. RefSeq names its product DNA repair protein REV1. NCBI's taxonomy places the organism in Eukaryota, Viridiplantae, Streptophyta, Magnoliopsida, Solanales, Solanaceae. Gene Ontology annotation, biological process: error-free translesion synthesis; error-prone translesion synthesis. The record is from RefSeq and is a predicted model, not a curated record. Gene Ontology annotation, molecular function: DNA-directed DNA polymerase activity; deoxycytidyl transferase activity; damaged DNA binding. The transcript has 23 exons. Bases 65 to 3409 code for a protein of 1114 amino acids. Gene Ontology annotation, cellular component: nucleus.